This is a messenger RNA of Setaria italica (foxtail millet), 1169 nucleotides long. RefSeq names its product RNA-binding protein CP29B, chloroplastic. Gene Ontology annotation, molecular function: mRNA binding. Gene Ontology annotation, cellular component: cytosol. The transcript is spliced from 4 exons. The record is from RefSeq and is a predicted model, not a curated record. Lineage: Eukaryota; Viridiplantae; Streptophyta; Magnoliopsida; Poales; Poaceae. Bases 119 to 907 code for a protein of 262 amino acids.
CAAACGCUCCAAGUCAGAGAACCCAGACGGAGCCUCCCUCCCUGGCUCCACACCUUAUCCCCAAAACCCUAUCAACCCAAAGCCUCCAAUCGAACUCCUCCCCUGCUCUCCUCUCCCCAUGGCGGCCACGCUCUUCUCCACCUCCCUCUCGCCCCAGUUCCUCUCCCUCUCCGCCAAGCCCACCCCCUCAGCCCCUUCCGCCACCGCCGCGUUCCCCUCGGGACCGCCGCAGCUCCGCGCGCUCUCCGCCGCGGCGGCGGGCUGGAGGCCGCUGGCGCCCGUGCGCGCGGCCGCGGCUGUGGCGGAGGAACUCGAGGCGGAGGUGCAGGCCGGCGGGGAGGAGGAUGAGGAGUUCUCCGCGGAUCUCAGGAUCUUCGUCGGCAACCUGCCCUUCAGCGUCGACAGCGCCCAGCUCGCGGGACUCUUCGAGCAGGCUGGCUCCGUCGAGAUGGUCGAGGUCAUCUAUGACAAACUGACCGGAAGAAGCCGGGGAUUUGGGUUUGUGACAAUGUCUUCUGUCGAAGAAGUUGAGGUGGCUGUUGAGCAAUUCAAUGGCUAUGUACUUGAUGGAAGAAGUUUGAAGGUGAAUUCAGGGCCAGCGCCACCUAGGGAGCAGUCCUCACCAAGAGGACCAAGGGGCGAAGCGAACAGGGUCUACGUGGGCAACCUUUCCUGGGGCGUCGACAAUUCUGCCCUCGCUAACCUGUUCAACAAGCAAGGAGAGGUCCUGGAAGCCAGGGUCAUCUACGACAGGGAGAGUGGGAGGUCAAGGGGGUUUGGUUUCGUCACGUAUGGAUCCUCCGAGGAGGUCGAGAACGCAAUAUCAAACCUCGACGGCGCCGACUUGGAUGGCCGGCAGAUCCGCGUCACGGUAGCAGAGUCGAGACCACCCAGGGGACAAUACUGAAACCCCGCUUCGGAUGCUCAGAAACGGUACCAUAGCUCAAAAUAUGGAUUAUAGUUUCGUGAUCAGUCUUUCUCUUCAGGAUCCUUAGCUGUAGUAUAGGUGGACUCCAUCAUACAUGAUUUGGUCUUGACCUUGGUCGAGCUUCUGAAGUUCUCAUGUAUAUGGUUCGUUAUGCAUGCUUGUAACAGCGGAUUCCCAUGCUCGGUAGCCCUCUACAGUCUCUACUACAUUGGCUGCGCAUUACGUGGCGCCUGAUCCCGUA